UUUGGAGAUGGCGGAGCAUUCCCCGAAUGCCACAUAGCUCAAUAUCCUUUAGGAAUGGGUAAAGGUGGAGGAGACAGUGGUGGAGGAGGAGGAGGAUCAACUUCUAAUGCACUGGCAGUUCAGUUAGAUGACAAAGGCAAAGUUAAAUAUGAUGUGUUGGCCAGACAAGGCCAUGCAAAAGACAAGAUUGUUUACUCCAAACUGACGGAUCUUUUGCCAUCGUCCAUCACCUCAGAAGAUGACCCAGAGCUCCAGCGACCAUCCAUAGAAGAAAUAGAGGACACCACAGAGAAAACGAGACAAGCGUUAGAGAAGCUCACUCAGGUAAAAGACUGUCCUGUUGUGUUAUUAAGUGUAUAAUAGUUUCUACCUCAUUGUGAUGUUUUGAAUACUGUACAUGUCUACAUAGGUGUUGAAUAUAGUUGUGUGACAGAAACUACAUUAUGCUUAAUGUUCUGUGCACUGUUAAAGCAUUUCUAAUAUCAAUGCUAGAGAGAGGAUCUGCCUGAAGAAAUACAUAAAUUGUCAAUCUUUUCUGUAAUGAUUGUUUAUCAGACUAUAGCUUACAGCCCAGAGAAGAACAGCACAUAUAACAGUAAGUAG
Messenger RNA from Homarus americanus (American lobster), 603 nucleotides. RefSeq names its product puff-specific protein Bx42-like. The transcript has 2 exons. Gene Ontology annotation, cellular component: spliceosomal complex. Gene Ontology annotation, biological process: mRNA splicing, via spliceosome. Bases 55 to 360 code for a protein of 101 amino acids. Lineage: Eukaryota; Metazoa; Arthropoda; Malacostraca; Decapoda; Nephropidae. The record is from RefSeq and is a predicted model, not a curated record.